Messenger RNA from Hevea brasiliensis (rubber tree), 2406 nucleotides. RefSeq lists its product as uncharacterized. The record is from RefSeq and is a predicted model, not a curated record. The transcript is spliced from 7 exons. Lineage: Eukaryota; Viridiplantae; Streptophyta; Magnoliopsida; Malpighiales; Euphorbiaceae. Bases 70 to 2346 code for a protein of 758 amino acids.
GUGGCGGUGAGUCUUUUUUUUUUUUUUUUCCUUCGUCUUCCUCCAUUUAUACCCCCACAUGCUGAAGAUAUGUGGAGUGCAGCACCAGAACCAAGCACAUACAGAAGACAGAUAGCUUCUUCCCUCAUUCAGCUAUACACAGUUAUGGGCAAGAGAAAAGAUCCAUUUUGGAGUUAUGUGAAACAAUUGGAUGGCGGUUUUCAAUGCAAUUGCUGUGGACGUCAAUUUUCGGGGGGCAUUCCAAGGAUCGUCGCUCAUUUGGCUGGAGUUAAAAACCAUGGGAUUGAUGUAUGCUCUAAAGUUUCUGAGAAUGUACGAGUCGAGGCUCUUUCAAAACUUGGCAAUCGUCCAAAAAAAGGUAAAAUGGAAUUCAGUUCAAGUGAUCUCCAAGAUAAUCAAGCCAUUUCAGCUUCUCCCCAAAAAUCGUCAGAGGUUUUGCAGCAAAAUGUUGAGUUUCCACAUGCAAAUGAGAAGGAUAAGAGUAAAGUGGAUGAAAAGCUCAUUAAAUUCAUUAUUUCAAAUAAAUUUCCAUCUGAUUUGCCUCAAAGACAAUCUUUUGUUGACUUGAUAAGGAGCGCAUGUGAAUAUGGCCCUGAUUAUAAGCCACCAGGUCCUCUGACUCUCUUUACUAAAAUCAUUCCUCACAUUGAGAUGGAAAGCGAGGUAUGCUUUGGAACACAAACCAAGGAAGUCUUAGCAUACAUUGAUAAUGUGAAGGGAUCAUGGGCUACAACAGGUUGCACAUUAAUGCUUCAAAAAUUGUGCAACUUCUUUUAUUUCACUGUAUGUUCUCCUGAAGGGGCUUUGUUUUUGAACUGCCAUAGAAAUUCACCGCACGAAGGGACAGAUUUUGAUAUUACAAGCAACGUUUGUUCUAUAAUUGAAGAUAUUGGGGUUGAUCAGGUUGUGCAGUUAAUCACAAAUGAUGCUUCAAUUUCUGAGGAAAUGCUCACAAGUAUGUAUCCCAAAAUUUGCAGUACUCAGUGUGUUGGUCAUCGGAUUCAUGUUUUCUUGAAGGAUGUUUAUCAUCAAGUAGAAUGGGUACAACGAUUACUCCGAAGAUCAAAAUUGAUUGUUAAAAAUUUGCAUGAAGAUGCCACAUUAUUGCACCUGAUGCUGAGCGACAAAUUCAAACGUCCUUGUAAGGCUAAAUUUGCCUCCUACUAUCAAAUGCUUCAAUCAAUUUUUGAUAAUAAGCAAGAGUUUCAACAACUCGUUACUUCUCUAAAGACAAACCAGCUGAAUUGUAACAAUGACCAGGCGAGACCGAAUGUUUUCAACAUUUUUCAAAGUGCAGAAUUUUGGAGUGAAGGGCAAGAGCUACUGGAAACUAUGAAAUCAGUUAUUAGAGUCCUUUGUUUAGUAGAAUGCUAUGGAUCAACUUCAGGUUAUUUGUAUGAAGCAAUGGAAAUGGCAAAGGAAGCAAUUGAGGAGCAGUAUAAUAAGAAUCAAAAUAAGUAUGCAGAGAUAUUGAACUUGUUUAGGAGUCUAAGUAAAACUAUCAUCCAUCCGAUGCAUCUUGCUGCUGCUUUUCUUAACCCUGUUUUUAUGAAUAGUAGAGAAUUUAAAGUUGAUCCUCAAAUACAGAGAGGCAUAGACUUUAUGCAGGAUACCUUAGUGGGCAAUGAAGAGAAGGAAAUUUUCAACGAGGAAGUGCAGCAUUAUCUCAACAAAGCACAACACACAUUCACUGUUUCUGCAAAUAAGUUUUUGAAAAAAAAUCAUCCUCGUGUUUGGUGGGAUAUACGAGGGAAACGUCUCCCAGUAUUGCGAAAGUGUGCAAUGAGAAUUUUGAGUCAACCUUGUAAAUGCAGUCUGCCUUACAAAGCAGGUCAUGUUCAAGAAGAGAUGAGCAAGGAAGCAAAUUUUUCAAAACAUAUUCUAGUCCUCAAAAUGAAUAUUAUGAUCCUCGAAGAAUUGAAAACUUCAGAAGCAGAUGUGCAAUCCCUGGAGCCAAUUGAUCUCGAAAGGUGCAGUGAACUUCCUGAUUAUAAUGAUCCUAUUCAACGUUGCGAAGAUGAUCAUCAAAUGGCGAUGAGUUUGUUCAAAGAAAAUUUUAAUGAUAAAAAUGCAGCGAAUGAGAGUGAGCCAAUAACUUUGGGUCUUUCGGAUCUGGCUCCUCCGACAGAUCAACGUCAAAACCAGUGUGAGUCAGCAACUCUGGGUCUUUCGGUUCCGGCCCCUCCGACAAAUCAACCUCCAAAUCAGUGUGAGUCAGCAACUCUGAGUCUUCCGGUUCCGGCCCCUCCGACAAAUCAACCUCCCAAUCAGAUGAUGCAACACUUUUGGGGAGAUCCUGAUUUCAAACUUUUCAGCCCGAUUUGCUCAACAGAUGCCUCCAUUUAAGUGCAGACAGGCCCAUUUUCUGAUAUAUAUAUACAGGCCCAUUUUCUGAUAUAUAUAUAU